This is a messenger RNA of Dracunculus medinensis (Guinea worm), 1125 nucleotides long. The record is from the annotation of a GenBank genome assembly. NCBI's taxonomy places the organism in Eukaryota, Metazoa, Nematoda, Chromadorea, Rhabditida, Dracunculidae.
AUGAAAAAUUAUGAAGUGAAUGAAUUAAAAAAUUUACGAGCACUUUCAAAUGCUAUGGAUAAAAUUCGGCGAAUUUUUAAUAAUUUACGUUUCAAAUAUAUUCAAAUGUAUAAUAUUUUAAAAAAAGCAAAUAUAAUAGAAAAUAAUGAAAAGAAAUUGGAAUUAUUGAGUCGAAUUAAAAAUUUGCCAUCAUUGCGAUCGAGUAAACUGAAAUUACUUAAUGAACUGAAACGUUUUUCACAAAUGGCGAAUCGCUUAGAGAAGCAAAACGACACGAAAAUUAUCAAAAAAUUAACGAAACCGCCAUUUACUAAAGUUCUUACAUCUAAAAUUUUUGAUGAAGACGAACGAAAUUCCAAAACUCGGUUUGGAAAUGCUCCAUCAUUUAAGGAAAUUGAUAAAUCGCAAUUAAGUGAUAAAAGUGAUAACAAGAAUACAAUAAAAAAUAAAAUAUCGCAAAAUUCAACGGAAUUAACUCAAUCAACAAAAAAUGAAAACGUGUCCAUUAAACUAUUGAAGAAACCUUUCAAAAAUGAUGAACAAAAACCAAUAAAUAAAUGGAAAAAUGAGAAAAACGAUAAAAUUUCGGGGAAUUCUACUGUUAUUGUUAAAAAUCAUGGGAAACAAAAUUUUACUGAUAAAACCGAUGAACGCACAUUAUGUAAAUAUGAGCGAAAAAAUAAUGAGCGGAAACCGCCAGCUAAGCAACGAUUAUCUCUUAGCAGUUGGCAGAAUUGGAGAGGACAAUUCAGAAACCGCGUAACUGGAAUCGCACAUGCCCGUGUAUUUUCAAAAACAAAUGAACGUUUCGCAGCUGUUUAUGUUUAUCCGUUACAAUGGGCGAGCCUAAGCACUGAAUUGCCAAAAGAAACGGAGAAUACGAUUCGAUUUUCGGGAUGGGAAGCAACAAAUGGAAUACGAUUACGAAUUUGUUGCGACAAUGCGAAUAAAUGUCCCAUCCGUACAAAUUUCGACGUCAAUAAAAGAAGUCGUCGAUGGAAAGAAUAUGGAAUCGUUUGUCCAAGUGGAACAUCAAAGUUACUAUUCAUAUGCGAAAAUAAAGGAAAAAAUCAAGGAGCUUGUGGUCUCGACAAUAUUCGAUUACUGAAUGAGGCAUGUGAAUAA